Messenger RNA from Balearica regulorum gibbericeps (East African grey crowned-crane), 3675 nucleotides. The record is from RefSeq and is a predicted model, not a curated record. Lineage: Eukaryota; Metazoa; Chordata; Aves; Gruiformes; Gruidae.
AUGAGUAUGUUAAAACCAAGUGGACUUAAGGCUCCUUCAAAGACCAUCAAGCAUGGGAGUACAUUGCUGAAAACACCUGCAUCUGUUGCAGCUGCUCCAGCAGAAAAAGCAGCUUCCAGUGAAAAGGCCUCAAGCACAACCACUGCAGAUGCACAUGAAGAGUUUGUGGAUGAUUUCAGAGUUGGGGAGCGUGUUUGGGUCAAUGGAAAUAAACCUGGCUUUAUUCAGUUCCUUGGUGAAACACAGUUUGCUCCAGGACAGUGGGCAGGGAUUGUUCUAGAUGAACCAAUUGGUAAGAAUGAUGGCUCUGUGGCUGGAGUUCGCUAUUUCCAGUGUGAACCCUUGAGGGGAAUAUUUACAAGACCAUCAAAAUUGACAAGAAAAGUGCUGACAGAAGAUGAAGCCAAUGGUACACAGACAGCUCAUGCUUCUAGAGCUACAUCACCAACUUCCACAUCCGCUGCUAGUAUGGUGUCUUCCUCUGCUGCUGCGCUUCCCCCUUCAGGAAUUCCACAGAAAACUUCACCGCUUGCUGCUAAGGAACAUUCAACUCCUUCUCAGAUUAGCAAUCUUUCAAAAACUGCAAGUGAAUCUAUAUCAAAUCUAUCUGAAGCUGGAUCACUAAAGAAAGGAGAAAGGGAGCUCAAAAUUGGUGAUCGAGUUCUGGUUGGUGGAACAAAAGCUGGAGUUGUGCGUUUCUUGGGAGAAACUGACUUUGCUAAAGGAGAGUGGUGUGGAGUAGAACUGGAUGAACCUCUGGGAAAGAAUGAUGGGGCUGUUGCUGGAACAAGGUAUUUUCAGUGUCAGCCAAAAUAUGGUUUAUUUGCUCCAGUCCACAAAGUUACAAAGAUUGGAUUCCCGUCAACCACACCAGCAAAAGCAAAGACAACUGUGCGAAAAGUGAUUGCGACUCCCACAGCCCUGAAACGUAGUCCGAGUGCAUCUUCCCUGAGCUCUCUCAGUUCUGUGGCAUCUUCCGUAAGCAGCAAGCCAAGCCGUACAGGACUAUUGACAGAAACAUCCUCCCGGUAUGCAAGAAAAAUUUCUGGUACCACAGCCCUACAGGAGGCACUGAAGGAGAAGCAGCAACACAUUGAACAGCUCCUGGCAGAAAGGGACCUGGAGAGGGCAGAAGUUGCAAAAGCAACCAGUCACGUAGGAGAAAUAGAGCAGGAAUUAGCUCUUGUUCGUGAUGGACAUGAUCGGCAUGUACUGGAGAUGGAAGCAAAAAUGGACCAGCUACGAGCUAUGGUGGAGGCUGCUGAUAGGGAGAAAGUGGAGCUUCUCAAUCAGCUUGAGGAAGAGAAAAGGAAAGUCGAAGACCUUCAGUUCCGUGUGGAAGAAGAAUCCAUUACCAAAGGAGACCUAGAGCGAAAGAGGCAGAUUUCGGAAGACCCAGAAAAUACGCAGACCAAACUGGAGCAUGCCCGCAUUAAGGAGCUUGAACAGAGCCUGCUCUUUGAAAAGACCAAAGCUGACAAACUCCAGAGGGAGUUAGAAGACACUAGGGUGGCCACAGUAUCAGAAAAAUCUCGCAUCAUGGAACUAGAAAGAGAUCUAGCAUUGCGGGUGAAGGAAGUAGCUGAGCUUCGAGGGAGAUUAGAGUCUAGUAAACACAUUGAUGAUGUGGACACUUCUCUUUCGUUGUUACAAGAAAUAAGUUCUUUGCAAGAAAGAAUGGCAGCAGUUAGCAAAGAACAUCAGAAUGAGAUGAAUUCACUGAAAGAGAAGUUUGGAAUUAGUGAAGAAGCAUUGCAGAAAGAGAUAAAAUCACUUUCAGCUUCAAAUGAGAGAAUGGCAAAAGAAAACGAAUCCUUGAAAACUAAGCUUGAUCAUGCCAACAAGGAGAAUUCAGAUGUAAUAGAGCUGUGGAAAUCAAAGCUGGAAUCUGCAAUUGCCUCCCAUCAGCAAGCCAUGGAAGAACUAAAAGUUUCUUUCAGCAAAGGUGUAGGGGCUCAGACAGCAGAAUUUGCAGAGUUAAAGACUCAGAUUGAGAAGAUUAAAUUAGACUAUGAAAAUGAAAUGUCAAAUUUAAAACUGAAGCAGGAAAAUGAAAAAUCUCAUCAUUUAAAAGAGAUUGAAUCGCUGAAAGCAAAACUGUUGGCAGUCACCGAGGAGAAAGAGCAAAACCUGGAAAGCCUGAAGACCAAACUGGAAAGUGUGGAAGAUCAGCAUCUAGUAGAAAUGGAAGACACUUUAAACAAAUUACAGGAAGCUGAAAUAAAGGUAAAGGAGCUAGAGGUACUGCAAGCCAAGUACAAUGAACAAACCAAAGUUAUUGAUAGUCUUACACCACAGAUCAAAGCUGCUGAAGAAAAACUUUUGGACCUUGCUGCACUUCAGAAAGCCAAUUCUGAAGGUAAAUUGGAAAUCCAGAAACUUAGCAAGCAGCUUGAGGCAGCUGAGAAACAAAUUCAGAAUUUAGAGACUGAAAAGGUUGAUGGAAGUAGCAAGGCUAGUAAUCUGGCCAAAGAACUGCAGGGCAAAGAGCAAAAGCUUCUUGACCUUGAGAAAAACUUGAGUGCAGUAAAUCAAGUUAAAGAUUCUUUGGAAAAGGAACUUCAAAUUUUGAAAGAAAAGUUUACUAGUGCAGCUGAUGAAGCAGAAAACGUUCAACAAACGAUGCAAGAAACAAUAAAAAAACUAAACCAAAAAGAAGAGCAGUUUGCACUCAUGUCUUCAGAACUGGAACAGCUGAAGUCUAGUUUGACUGUGAUGGAGAAGAAAUUGAAAGAGCGAGAAGAGAGGGAACAGCAACUGAUUGAAGCUAAAGCCAAACUUGAAAAUGAUAUUGCAGAGAUCAUGAAGUCUUCAGGAGACAGCUCUGCCCAGCUGACGAAAAUGAAUGAUGAGCUCCGGUUAAAAGAAAGGCAGUUGGAGCAAAUACAAGUUGAGCUUACAAAAGCAAAUGAAAAGGCUGUUCAGCUUCAGAAAAAUGUGGAGCAGACAACACAGAAAGCUGAGCAGAGUCAGCAAGAAACUCUCAAGAUUCAUCAAGCAGAACUGAAAAACAUGCAGGACCAACUAAUGGACAUGAAAAAGCAAAUCGAGACUAGCCAAAAUCAGUAUAAGGAGCUUCAGGCAAAGUAUGAAAAAGAAACUUCUGAGAUGAUCACUAAACACGAUGCAGAUAUCAAAGGGUUUAAUCAGAACUUGCUGGAUGCAGAAGAGGCACUGAAAAUUGCACAGAAGAAAAUCGAUGAGUUAGAAACACAGGCUGAGGAGCUGAAAAAGCAAGCAGAACAGGCCAAAACUGCCAAAAUGGCAGAAGAUGUUUUCCAGACUGUGGAGAAGGUGACCAAAGAGAAGGAUGCCAUUCACAAAGAGAAGAUUGAAACUUUGGCCUCUUUGGAGAACUCUAGACAGACAAAUGAGAAGCUACAGAAUGAAUUGGACAUGCUUAAACAAAACAACCUGAAAAAUGAAGAGGAGCUUAGUAAAUCAAAGGAGCUUCUAAAUCUGGAGAACAAGAAAGUGGAAGAACUUAGAAAAGAAUUCGAAGCGCUGAAGCUGGCAGCUGCUCAGAAGUCCCAGCAGCUUGCAGCUUUGCAAGAGGAGAACGUGAAACUUGCCGAGGAGCUGGGCAGGAGCAGGGACGAAGUCACAAGUCAUCAGAAGCUGGAAGAGGAGAGAUCAGUACUCAAUAACCAGUUAUUAGAGAUGAAAAAGAGGUAA